CGGAGUCUCUCUCCCGCCCAGGCCCCGGCUGCGCUUCCCUGGCCGGCACAGCGCGGCGGGCGGGCGGCAGGAUGCAGGCCCCGCACAAGGAGCACCUAUACAAGCUGCUCGUGAUCGGCGACCUGGGCGUGGGCAAGACCAGCAUCAUCAAGCGCUACGUGCACCAGAACUUCUCCUCGCAUUACCGGGCCACCAUCGGCGUGGACUUCGCGCUCAAGGUGCUGCAAUGGGACCCGGAGACAGUGGUGCGCCUGCAGCUCUGGGACAUCGCAGGUCAAGAAAGAUUUGGAAACAUGACAAGGGUUUAUUACCGAGAAGCCAUGGGUGCAUUUAUUGUCUUCGAUGUCACCAGGCCAGCUACAUUUGAAGCAGUGACAAAGUGGAAAAAUGAUUUGGACUCUAAGUUAAGUCUCCCUAAUGGCAAGCCAAUUUCAGUGGUUUUGUUAGCCAACAAAUGCGACCAGGGGAAGGAUGUGCUCAUGAACAAUGGCCUCAAGAUGGACCAGUUCUGCAAGGAUCACGGUUUCGUAGGAUGGUUUGAAACAUCAGCAAAGGAAAAUAUAAACAUUGAGGAAGCCUCCAGAUGCCUGGUAAAACACAUACUUGCAAAUGAGUGUGACCUAAUGGAGUCCAUUGAGCCGGACAUCGUGAAGCCCCAUCUCCCACCACCCAAGGUUGUCAGCUGCUCCAGUUGUGCCAAAGCCUAGCAGGUGCCUCUGCUAGCAUAUGAUGGAAAUAAUUGCAUCAUCUCAUGAAUUGUGUCUCAAUUCCUAGCAUUUUGGGUAAAUGUCAGGUUAGGGAUACACCUGUGGCAAGCCAAAGAUGUAUGCCUGUGUCUUUCCCAUAAGAGAGAGAAAUAGCAAAUAUUCUUUUUAUGUUUUCCCAAAAAUCAGCACGGUGUUUACAAGCUUUUUUAAUAUUUAGUCUGUUACAAAAUUCUGUAUUGUAGCUGACCAUAAUUCUGCAGGGCCAGAGUUGGCCCUGUUAUUUGCUUCUUUGAAUCAGCCAAGGCCUCGAGUCUUAAAGAGAAAGGAGACAGAGCAGACUAGCUGUCAAGUUAAGCAUUGGCUUUCCCUCUGCCCCUGGUGUCUUUCUCCAGAUUUCAACACAUUCUCGGCCGGUCUGACAGACCUAUUAAGCAGAAACAGUGUUGUCUCCUGAGAUGACCUCCAUUCUGAACAGACCUAAAAGUGUUGUCGCUGAUUUAGCUCUGCAGAGUCAAGAACACAGGCUUCCUGUGCUUUUGUAACUUUUAUUGUCACUUGCCAUGCCCUGAAUGUUGGUUUAACUGAAAACUGUAUGAAAAGCCCCGCCCCCUGUAUGUGGCCUGUUCACUUUCUCUGACUCAAGCUGUGGACUCUUCUGUACAUGUAAUAUAUGUUAUAUAUAUUUUCACGAGUGAAAAAUAAAACAUUAAAAGAUGCUGUUUCCCUA
Molecule: messenger RNA, 1434 nt
Organism: Diceros bicornis minor
Lineage: Eukaryota; Metazoa; Chordata; Mammalia; Perissodactyla; Rhinocerotidae
Gene: RAB38
Product: RAB38, member RAS oncogene family
Exons: 3
Coding region: 72-707 (211 amino acids)
Biological process (GO): phagosome-lysosome fusion; endosome to lysosome transport
Cellular component (GO): phagocytic vesicle; late endosome; Golgi apparatus
Molecular function (GO): GTP binding; GTPase activity
Source: RefSeq, a predicted model, not a curated record